Selaginella moellendorffii is the source of this 1686-nucleotide messenger RNA. RefSeq names its product flavonoid 3'-monooxygenase. Lineage: Eukaryota; Viridiplantae; Streptophyta; Lycopodiopsida; Selaginellales; Selaginellaceae. The coding region runs from base 1018 to 1686 and encodes 222 amino acids. The transcript has 2 exons. Gene Ontology annotation, molecular function: monooxygenase activity; oxidoreductase activity, acting on paired donors, with incorporation or reduction of molecular oxygen; heme binding. The record is from RefSeq and is a predicted model, not a curated record.
UGUUCCACUAGAGGAUCAAAUGGAAGAAUUGAUGGGGCGGGAGCGAUGGCGCGGUGUUCGAUUCGGCAGCAGGGAUGUGGGAGGAGAAAGCAAAGCUGGAAGAAAGAUUCUCGAGCUCUGAUCCCUCUUCGCGUGGUUUUGUCCGGCAGUGAUCUUACAAAAACUCUAUCGUUGACUUGAGAGCUUCAAGAACUAUAGCUUCAUGUGCUUUAUAACUUGAUGGUCUCAAGCGAGAGAACAAGGGAUUCAUGGAGUUUCCAGUCUACUUUCUUGUAGCUUUGGUGGUGUGUUUUUUGGGAAGAUCUUUGCUGCAAAGUAGAAAGAGGUUGCCUCCAUCUCCGUGGGGACUGCCUUUGAUUGGUCACGUCCAUCAUCUGUCUAGGCUGCCUCACCAAUCCUUCCAAAACUUAUCCAGAAAGCUUGGAGGGAUUAUGUAUCUAAGACUUGGGAUGACUCCAGCCAUUGUGAUUUCCAGUCCAGAUCUAGCGAAAGAGGCACUGAGAAGCAAUGAUUCUAGCUUUGGCUUCAGACCAUACCUGUUGGUUGGGGAAUAUCUCACUUACAACUUUAAGGGGAUUGGUUUGUCUAACGGUGAUCACUGGAAGAACAUGAGGAAGAUCUGUAUCACCGAGCUCUUCUCAGUCAAGCGCCUGGAAUCCUUCCGAGGGCUGAGGCUUGCGGAGGUCUCUCACUUGGUCUCACGGCUUGCUCAAGCAUCCAAGAGCCAGAGCGUCGUCAAUGUGAGAGAACUUGUCACUGAUUUCAAUUUCAACAUAGUGAGCCAGAUGCUCAUGAGCAAGAGAUUCUUUGGGAACAAGAACUUGGGCGGGGAGGAAAUAGAAGAGGCUAGACAGCUCAGAGAAGUCCUGGAGGUUCCACAUAAGUGAGUUCGUCCCGGCUUGGCUGAGAUGGAUUGAUUGGAACAUCCCACAUGCGAGAAAAAUUGUGGCCAAGCAAGAGAAGUUCUUCAAAAAAAUAAUCCAAGAGCACAAAUCUAGCCAGAAGUCCCGCCCUGUGAUGGAUUUUAUGGAUAUCUUGCUACAACACCAAGAAGACGAGGAGGUCGCCAAAGCCACCUUGAUGGAACUCCUUGCAGCAGGAACAGACACCAGUGCUUGUACGACAGAGUGGGCGCUGCUGGAACUUCUCAACAAUCCAGAGAUAAUGAGGAAAGCACAGGAGGAACUCGAUACUGUUGUGGGCCGAGAUCGCAUGGUUACAGAGUCUGAUCUCCACAAGCUUCUAUACCUUGAAGACAUUGUCAAGGAAACUUUCAGGUUGCACCCUCCAGCCCCGUUGCUGAUGCCCAGGAUGUCAACUCAGGCUUGUGUUCUGGGCGAGUCUUUCGACAUUCCCAAAGGUGCCACCACCAUUAUCAACUUUUAUGCCAUUGGUAGAGACCCAAGAGUUUGGGAUAAGCCUGAAAAGUUCUGGCCGGAGAGGUUUCAAGGAUCAACAAUCGAUGUUAAGGGCCAGGACUUUGAGCUGAUUCCAUUCGGAUGCGGGAGAAGAAUCUGUCCAGGGAUGUUGCUGGGACUCAAGAGUGUGUACCUCACGCUCGCCAACUUGAUUCAUGGUUUCAACUGGGAGCCUGUCGUUCGUGGAGGAAGCUACAAUAUGGAUGAAGCUUUUAUGUCUGUCAUAUGGCCAAAGCUACCAUUGCAAGCCAAAGUUACUUCUCUGUAA